This is a messenger RNA of Menidia menidia (Atlantic silverside), 2442 nucleotides long. NCBI's taxonomy places the organism in Eukaryota, Metazoa, Chordata, Actinopteri, Atheriniformes, Atherinopsidae. The record is from the annotation of a GenBank genome assembly.
AUGGGUUCUCAGGUUACUCCCAUCGUGUCCGGGGAGUACGGUCACCACCACCACCACCACCACCACCACCACCAGCACCGGGACAGGGCGGCGAUGGCGUCCCGGGUCUCUUACACCCAGGUCCGGCUGGAAGCGGAGCUGGAGCGGUACCGGGCCGAGUGCCAGUGGGGCAAGCUGCUGGCGGUGGUCGAGCAGAUGCACGCGGCGCGGAUCCACGAGGACGAUGAUUACGGGACGCUGCUGAUGGCCGAGGCCCUGCUGGAGGAGUGCUUGCUGGAAAACACGGAGCUUUUACGGAGCUGCACACCUUUGAUGGACAAGACCCAGCCAAGACUUUCCAAAGCCAAAGGCUACAUCAACACGAUCCUGAGUCGAGGCCGUCUCGCGCCCAGAUACUUGAACGAGGCCCUGCUGCUGAUGGCCAAGGUGCACUACGUGCAGGGCCGCUACCGGGAUGCUCAGGGAAUGUGCGCACGCUUUGGACUGGAGGAGCUGACGCAGGAUGACCAGCCCACCUACCACCUUCGCCUGGUGGCCGAGGCUUUCGUUAUUAAAGGCCUGUCGUUAGACCACCAGACACUGUCCACCGUGUCUCGCAUUCGUCUUCUAGAGAGAGAGGAGGAGAGUCUGUCCUGUUUCCUCAGGGCUUGCGACGCGGCUCUGUCCUACCUACAGGAGCUCGAUAAGGUAGUAAUGACACCCCAUGCCAAGACAGCCAAAGCCAGCGUCCUGCAUUCACCUAUGGAUUUGGACCUGGGCUACUUCCUGCAGGCGGCCCUGCAAAGCGCUUACCUCUGUCUGCUUCACAGAGGUCAUCUUGCGCAGGGUGCCCACCAGCUGCGCAGAGUCCUCCGGGUGGUGGAGUCUCGGGGGUCUCAGAGCUUCAGGAAGUCUGCAGCCAGGAAGCUAGCACAGGUGCUGCUGAGCUCUGUGAGUGAGGACAGCUACUGGCCCCCACUGGGCCCCCCGCCCUCAGUCUGGCUCCACCGAGAGGGAGCGGCCGCCUCCAAAGACGCCAUAUACCCCACCGUUAAACCACCACAACGUUACAGCACAGACUGUUGCUUCUGUCCACAGGACGUGGUAGAGGAAGCCGUGUUGCUGCUGCUCAUCACGGAGCCCAUGGCCAGCGGCGAAGCGGUGAUCAGUCGCCUGCCAGACCAGGCCGAGGCCCGGCAGUCCAGCCUGCAGGACGCCACCUCCGUUUAUGACCUGCUCACCAUCGGCAUGGCCAGGAGGGGGCAGUACGCCAUGCUGUCUGAGUGUCUGGAGCGAGCCAUGAAGUUCUCAUUCAACGAGUUCCACCUCUGGCACCAGCUGGGCCUGUCACUCAUGGCGGCCGGGAAGUGGGUUGGGGCUGUGUCUGUAUUCAAAGAGUGUGCCAGGAUGAGACCUGAGGACCCCUCAUUGCCCAUGCUGGCUGCUAAAAUCUGCAUUGGUCAUCUUCACUGGCUUAAGGAGGCAGAGGCUCUCUCCAAGAGUGUGGUGUCCAUGGGGGAAGAAGCAGGCGCAUUUCUGCCAAGGGCCUACCUGGCUCUGGGACUCUGCUUCAGUCUUCAGGCCUCUGAAGCUUCUCUGAAAGCAGUUCGGAAUGAAUUCAACAAAAAGGCGUUACAGGCUUUGAACAAAGCCCGUUCAUUAGACUCCUAUGAUGCUCAGAUUUCUAUGUACCUCGCUUUGCAGUUGGCCAUUGUACGCCAGGUGUCAGCAGCCAUGGAACCUCUGCAGGCGGCUUUAUCUCUCCGCGGGGAUGACUUGCACUCCCUCCACCUGCUGACCCUUCUGCUGAGUGCCCAGAAGCAUCACCGUCAUGCCCUGGACACCCUGGGCCUGGCCCUCAGCCAGCACCCCGACAACUUCAAUUUGCUGCUGACAAAGGUCAAGCUGGAGGAGGCCAUGUUUGGCCCCGCCGCGGCCCUGCAGACCUGCGAGGACAUGUUGCAAAGCUGGCAAAGCCGAUACGACGUGAGCCGCUCCAGUGAGACGGAUGACAGCAGCAGUAUACCGAUGGCUGAGAGAACAGAGGUCAGCCCUGGAGGAAGGAAGCCCUCCAUCCACCUCAACCUCCCGGACUUCCAGGACACCUCCACAGCGGCGCUCUCCGAGGUGUCGGACAUCAGCUCCGCCCGCCGCCAGGGACCUACCUACAUCUGGGCCACCCUGGAACGCAUUUGGCUACAGGCUGGGGAGCUGUUCAUGGCGGACGGUCGGCUCAAGGAGGCCCAGUUCUGCAUAGCGGAGGCCAGCUCGCUCUUCCCCAACUCGCACUCGGUGCUGCUGCAGCGGGGCCGCCUGGCCGAGCUCCGGGGCCAGCUGGACGAGGCCAAAGGCCUGUACGACGAGGCUCUGGCCAUCCACCCCACAGGAGAGCGCAUACUGGUGCACAUGGUGAGAGACAGUGGAAGCUUCACAGGCUGUAAAAUUGAAUUAAAACUUACAUAA